Cheilinus undulatus (humphead wrasse) is the source of this 3928-nucleotide messenger RNA. It is a transcript of the gene surf4, whose product is annotated as surfeit 4. The record is from RefSeq and is a predicted model, not a curated record. Gene Ontology annotation, cellular component: endoplasmic reticulum; membrane; endoplasmic reticulum-Golgi intermediate compartment. Lineage: Eukaryota; Metazoa; Chordata; Actinopteri; Labriformes; Labridae. Gene Ontology annotation, biological process: Golgi organization. Bases 170 to 979 code for a protein of 269 amino acids. The transcript is spliced from 6 exons.
AUUGUGGGGCGGAGGCGGCCUUUCUCUGCGUACAGGCGAUCGGGAAAUCUUCAAGUAAAUAACGUUAACAGGGGGAGGAACAGCUCGAGCGCUGCCUGUGAAAAAACCCAACACAUCAAACUGUGUUGCGCUUAGCCUUAAUAAUUAAUAAUCAUUACAUUUAACAAAUAUGGGGCAGGAGGAUCUCAUGAACACAGCCGAAGACGUGGCAGACCAGUUCCUGCGGGUAACCAAACAGUACCUGCCCCACCUGGCACGUCUUUGUCUCAUCAGCACUUUCCUGGAAGAUGGCAUCCGUAUGUGGUUUCAGUGGAAUGAGCAGAGAGACUACAUUGAAGGUACCUGGAGCUGUGGCUACUUCCUGGCUACUUGCUUUGUGCUGCUUAACCUCAUAGGACAGCUGGGUGGUUGUGUCCUCAUCCUCAGUAGAAAUUUUGUACAAUAUGCCUGCUUUGGACUAUUUGGCAUCAUAGCACUACAGACUGUUGCAUACAGCAUUUUAUGGGACCUUAAAUUUUUGAUGAGGAACCUCGCCCUUGGAGGUGGUCUGCUUCUGCUGUUGGCUGAGUCCCGUUCAGAAGGAAAGAGUAUGUUUGCUGGAGUUCCCUCCAUGGGGGAGAGUUCACCGAAACAGUACAUGCAGCUGGGUGGUCGAGUACUGCUGGUGCUCAUGUUCAUGACCCUGCUGCACUUUGACUCCAACUUUUUCUCUAUCCUGCAGAACAUGGUUGGGACUGCCCUCAUCAUCCUCGUGGCAAUUGGCUUCAAAACCAAGCUAGCAGCAUUGACCCUGGUCGUGUGGCUCUUUGCUAUCAACGUCUACUUCAACGCUUUCUGGACCAUCCCUGCUUACAAGCCCAUGCACGACUUCCUCAAGUACGACUUCUUCCAGACCACCUCGGUCAUCGGCGGGCUUCUACUGGUCGUGGCACUUGGACCUGGCGGAGUGUCCAUGGAUGAGAAAAAGAAAGAGUGGUAGGAAAAGAGGGGGGUAAGGAAAAGAGGAUUGCACAGCACCACUAACUUCCCCCAUCGAAGGGACACAGAGACCCUCCCUCUGUUCCAGUUCCCCCUCACAAGGGUACACUGUUUUUUUGGUUUUCCCGAUUUUUUUUUUUUUAAUUUAAUUGGCCAAAUCAACAGAACCACAUAUGGACAAUUAUUUUUCUAGUUUCACUCAAACAUUGGGUUUUUUAGUUGUACUUAAACAAUGCCAGAUUUUUUUCUAAACACUUCUUGUGCGUCCUCUCUCGUGUAUUUCAAAGGUUAUUAUCUAAUGAAUAAGUGGAAGAAAAGAUGAUUUGUUCCAUGUGCAGAAGAAGCUGAACACAAAUGGUAUAUUGUGUUAUGUGGGUGUAAUGCCAUAAGUUAUAGUAGAUUCAUGUUCAUAUUUUCUCAAUAAAACCCAAAAAUCUGAGGAGUACAGCAGUUUGGGUUCCCCUGAUGGAUGCUAAGCUCUUUCUGCCGUUGGAUCUUGGAGACUUAAUCCUCAUAGCGAUGAGAACAUGGGCACUGAUUUGACUGCAAUUCGCCUUGCCUCUCCAGGUUUGAUCUCCCCUUUCUAGUUUUCUUUUCUGCCUUUCAGUAAGUCUGCACACCUUCACUCUUAACUGACACUUGUUUACGGGGGGAGUCGAAUCCAAGGGGGAAUGUGUACAUUGUGUACAAAGUGGUGGAAUGCAGUCGUGCUUGAUUGAAAAUUUCAACACAGUUGUUAGCUCCAGGACUUGGUAUUAGGCACUGUACGUCUUGGGCAAAUGCCUAACUAGUGAACUGUUUAUGAUUGGGGAAAAUAGGGGGGAGACUCAACAUUUGUGAAACAUCAUAUUCUGCGAUCUAGAAAAGCAAAAAAGGACUAAGCAGAGUCACUAGCCAUUUGGACUUUGUCUUUGCUCAGUGUUUUUUUUUGCCAUGUGUAAGAAAAAAAAACAUAUUCAGUGUAUUGAUUUUCAGAAGUUUAUAUUGUAUUUUUGAUCAUUUGUUUUUUGAUUUUGGAAGUUCAUGGCGGAGAAAUAAAAACACAAAAACUUAAAAGUCAUUGUCUGGGUUGAAAUUUUUAGCAUAACAGUCAAAUUGGGUGAAACUAAUGUAUGAGCCUGUCUUGUAAAUGCUUUGUUAGGACUUGUUGGGUCCUGCAACAGAAAAUGGGGGUGAAAAUCUCAGGAUCAGUGUUUUACAGUACUGAAUGAAACAAAAAUAAUGCCAACACUUACAGCAUCUAACUUAGGAACAGAUGUGUUUUUAGGAACGCUGUGGAAUCAGCCUCCAAUGACAGGUUGAAAACUGAGCAAAUACUGGCCUCCAGUGGACAUUCGUGGUACAGUUUUUAUUGCAAUGAAGCACUGUAUCAUAACCCUCAAUUUUUUGUGCUCUUUACUCCAAACUCUUGGAGUUGCUCAUGUUGCUGUUCCACUGUUUAUGAAUUGGUUUAAAGGUGGAUCAAAAGGACAGUUUCCUUCUAACUUUGUCAGAAAAAUACAUUUAAAUAUACAGGAUAUUUUGCAAGACAGCAGUGGUUUGAGAAGAGUAAACUUUGCCUCGGAUCAUCUCAAAACCACUCAUUUAAAUUGUAAUCCCAGGGCCCUGGCCUUGAAAUACUAAACUAAACAGUUCAUAAAGUCUUUUUUAAAAAGCUCAACUUCAAUCUAUUAAUAGAUUACACAUAUAGGAGCAUAUCAGUUACAAGAACAAAAAUAAGAACGGUACAAGUUAUGUGGGUUAAGUAUGUUGUGAUGGACUUCCAAAAUCUGGUUAACAAAAAUUUGCUUUAAUAUUACCUUAUAAAAACAAUAGUUUCUCAGGGGUAAAAAUGCAGCACUAUUUCUCCACUGUGAGGUACAUAAUACAUUUGCUCAUUUUCUUCUCUAGCAUGGCAUUUAUACAUAUUUUGACUGCUUUUUCUUGUCCUCCCCUUCAUAAAAUACCUGGGUCAUGAAUUGUUAAAAGUCUUAUUGCUGUUGGUAACAGGGAUCUCCUGAAUCUCUCCGUUCUGCAGCACAGAGAGAGAAACCUGCUGCUGCCCCUGUGCACAAAGAGGAGGCUGAGAGAGGGGUACUUAAAGUAUUUUCUUUCAAAGAAGGGAGACACAGAGACUUGUUUUCUAAGUUUUUUCAUUCACAAAAAAACUUUGUUUUUUUCUAAUAGCAGGGUAGCACAGAGGAUGUCUUAUCACAUUUUUUCUCAAGGAACAUGAACUAGUAGGCACUUGACUUUCUCCAUUAGAAGACUUGUUUAAAGGAGUUACCGAGGAAACAUUGCCACUUUAUUUCGCUAGGAAUAUACCUUAGUUGGCACCUUAUCACAUUUUCCAUCAGGAGGGAGCUUCAUAAUUGUUUCUUCACUCAAAGGGGAGAACUCUUAAGGUUUCUUAAAUAUCAGGGGACUGCAGAAGAAACUUUAUGUCCACUAAAAACUUAUCCUGGUGAUCGCUUUAUCCUUUUUUUCCACAUUAAGAGGGGGUUUCAUUUUUUAGAGCUGUACUUAUAAAAAGUUUUUUAUCAGAUGUCAGGGUACCUUGGGGGACACUUCAUCACAUUCUCCUCUAGGAAUGUACAGUGAUCACAUUUUCUGAUUUCUCUUUUCCUACUAGAUUUGUGAUUGUCUAGAUGGGUAAUUUAUCAGGUUUCAUCUAUAACAAUAUGAAAUUAAGACAAUUUUAGUGUGUUUCCUCAAGUGGAGAGGCUUUAAAGAAUAUUUGUGUCUGCACUGCCAAAACUCUCAGUGAUUGUUUUGUAAUGUUUGCUUGCAAACUGAGCACAAAAAAGCAGCACUUAAUUGUUUGGUUUUAUGUCAUGGUUACAUAUGGUUAUGUUUUUUUAACUGUUUGUCAUUUCUAGUCUCUUAUGGAUGAUCCAAAACGUUGUUUAAGUUUAUGAUGUUUGUGUUAUAGAAAUUUUCAUUAAUUCAAUAUGCGCCAUAGUUAAUUCUU